GUGGUUAAACCGAGAAGCAUAAAAGCUUCUGCAAAACAGAGCGUGACAGACAAAGAGACAGGAGCUCCGGCGCAUUAGUAUCAUCACUCUCGCUGAUAAACAGAUUUUAGAUUCAAUCAUGGAAAUUGUGGAAAAUAUAACUGAAGACAUUGGUACACUCUUGACCACAGUCACAUCAUAUGACGAAUAUGGAAGUGGUUCAACUACCCCAACCGAAGAUUACGGUUUGGAGGACGACGAAUCCGUUUGUGACAUGGGCAUAGUGCGAGACUUUCGCAAGUACUACGAGCCUCCUCUUUACUGGCUCAUCGUCCUCCUUGGUGCUGUGGGCAACAUGCUGGUCAUCUGGAUCUACACAAACCUAAAGAACCGCCUGAAGACCAUGACAGAUGUGUACCUGUUAAACCUGGCUGUGGCAGACCUGCUCUUCCUGUGCACACUGCCCUUCUGGGCUGCCGAUGCCAUCAUAGGCUGGAAUUUCGGCUUGCCCGUGUGCAAGGGCGUGUCGGCGCUCUACAAAAUCAACUUCUUUAGCAGUAUGCUACUGCUCACCUGCAUCAGCGUGGACCGCUACAUCGUCAUUGUGCAAACCACCAAGGCGCAGAACUCUAAGGAGAAGCGUCUGGCCUACAGCAAGCUGAUCUGCAUCUUUGUGUGGAUGGUGGCCCUGCUGCUGAGCAUCCCUGAGAUGCUCUUUGCCAACAUCAAAGACUUGGAUGGUAAAACCUACUGCACCAUGAUCUACUGGAACAACGAAAAUAACAGCACCAAGAUCCUGGUCCUGGCUCUUCAGAUCAGCAUGGGCUUCAGUAUCCCCCUUCUAGUGAUGUUCUACUGCUACACCAAUAUCAUCUACACCCUGCUCAAGGCCAGGAACUUUGAGAAGCACAAGGCGCUGCGGGUCAUUCUAGCCGUCGUGGCGGUCUUCGUCCUGUCUCAGCUGCCCUACAAUGGCAUGCUUGUGGUGAAGGCGACACAGGCAGCCAACAUGACUAUCACAAGCUGCAACCAGGUCCAAAAUUUCGACAUCGCUCUCCAGGUCAUGCAGAGCCUGGCCUACAUGCACAGCUGCCUCAACCCCAUCCUCUAUGUCUUUGUGGGCGUGCGUUUCAGAAAGGACCUGGGGAAACUGUGUAACAGGUACUGUCUGCGAUGCAGCGGAAAGACCAUCAAGCAAGGAGCCCCGAUGCGGUCGUCCGUCAUGUCAGACGCAGAAAGUACGGUGGCUCUCUCGCUGUAAACUCUGCUGCAGGACAGCUCCAGUACUUCAGAAGUUCUCAGCUUCCACGUCUCUCUUUUUAUGAACGUAAUCUGAGCUGGGGAAAAACUCGAAAACAUGACUAUGCUGAUUCAGUAAGCUCUAAGUCCUGGUUGAUUUGACAAAUCUCUUUCAAAGCGAGACGGUUAAGCAGGUCAUGCCCAGUGUGCUGUGGAGACUGUGAGAAUAAUCUCUGCCAUUAUGACACAGUAUGAAUGCUAAACCCAGUCUAUAGAGUAAAUCUGUGCAUAGAGAACAAAUGUACAUGGAUAAGUGGACUUUGGGUAAAUGACUCUUCGGCUGUUUUUGAAUGUAACAACAUUGGGCCUCAUUCACCAGUCUCUUCCUAAGAAUGUUUUUAAAUGGGUUUUUGAAGUUAUUAUUAGAAGUUAUUAUUUUGAAGUUAGAUAUUAGAGUCAUGAGAAUAAGUGUAGAAAUGUUUACAGCUCUGCUCUUGAUUGAUGAUGGAUCCCACCCUGAUAGCAGCAUUAAUGUGUCACGUCUGGGCCAUCAUUCCAAGUGGUAAAUAUGAAAUGUGGCCCAGGCUCAGCUCACACUUAUGUCACUUUCAGGGAACUGUCCUCGUAAACUGCCCACAUCCUAAACAAGAAAACAGAAGAAUAACAGAACGCUCUCAAGCUCGGAUGGUGAAUGAGGCCAAUUUUCUCCAUCAACGUUAGCAUUAUUGUUUUUUCUGUUAAAUAAUAACAAUAUUCUAUUGUACAGUAAAAUGUGAAAUGUUUUAUAAUGUUUUGCUAAAACAAAGUGCUAAAUGCUGCUGUGUUCUCAGUAAGAGAUUUCACUUCUGGACUGCAACAUGCACAUCUUUUCAGGAUAUUUUUUUAUUCCUGUAUAUGUUGUCUGUUUUUGUAAUGCAAAUCUGAGCCAAUUAUCCAAUAUAUAUAUAUAUAUAUAUAUAUAUAUAUAUAUAUAUAUAUGUAUGUAUUACAUGCUGCUUUUUGUACCAACAAACUGAAUUAAAUUCCAGUUUAAACAGA
Molecule: messenger RNA, 2256 nt
Organism: Astyanax mexicanus (Mexican tetra)
Lineage: Eukaryota; Metazoa; Chordata; Actinopteri; Characiformes; Acestrorhamphidae
Gene: ccr9a
Product: chemokine (C-C motif) receptor 9a
Exons: 3
Coding region: 119-1240 (373 amino acids)
Biological process (GO): chemotaxis; G protein-coupled receptor signaling pathway; immune response
Cellular component (GO): membrane
Molecular function (GO): C-C chemokine receptor activity
Source: RefSeq, a predicted model, not a curated record